Colletotrichum truncatum is the source of this 1809-nucleotide messenger RNA. RefSeq names its product cral trio domain protein. Lineage: Eukaryota; Fungi; Ascomycota; Sordariomycetes; Glomerellales; Glomerellaceae. The record is from RefSeq and is a predicted model, not a curated record.
AUGCCGGUCAGUUUGAAACCACAAAACUCGGCUCUGCCUCGAAUUCUCGCGUUCCCACCAAGGUUCCUUUUUGCAACCUCGAGGGACCGUUUAACGCCCUUAUCUGCAAAGUUUAAACAGAUCGCCCUUGUCAACUCAAGUGUUGGGAGACUAGAUUACCCCUCCAUAUUAUCAGCUUACAGAGGAGUUCACACCUACGGAGUAGGACGACAUUCAGACCCCUCCAAGCCCAAGUCUCCUCGCGCCCCGCUUCAAUCUCGUGUUGACCUUGUCGCACUCUCUGUUGCUAUAAUCUUCGUUUGCCUCGGGUUCAGCCUACAAUAUCGGCGAUCAGAGUCUAAUCCGCCUCCAGAAACCGGAGCUUUAGGUGUAAAGCCCCAAUUAUCAGAACUAAUGGCGUCGGAAAUCCCUCCCGGAAGACCGGGAAACCUGACCCCCGAUCAGGAAGAAAAGUUGCGCAAGCUUUGGAAUCUUAUCCUGUCUCUUGGAGAGGAUGUGACCAGCACAGCGGCCGACAGUACGGCUGCAAGUACAGCCCCAAGCGAGGCGUCGGCAGCCGGGAAGGGUGAGAAACCCAAGAAGAAACGUGUUUCUCUUUUCAACCGCAAAGACAAGAAAGUUUCGGACGCUGAAGCCUCCGGUUCUUCUACCAAUGUUGGCGGCGCUCACAUUAAAGACGACGGAGAAGACAAGUAUGGACAAACCAAGCAAUUCCUAGAAGCUCUAGCUAGCCAGAGUCCUGAGGCUCUGCGUGCCACUAUCUGGUCCAUGGUUAAACACGACCAUCCGGAUGCUCUGGCUCUUCGUUUCUUGAGGGCGCGGAAGUGGGACGUCGACAAGGCUUUUGUCAUGAUGAUCUCUACUAUGAACUGGAGAUUAACCGAGAUGAAAGUUGAUGAAGAAAUUAUGAGGACUGGUGAAGAGGGUGCGUUGGAAGCUUCAAAGAGCGCAGACGCCAACAUAAAGAAACUUGGGCAGGAUUUCAUGGCCCAAGCGCGGUCGGGAAAGACCUUUAUACACGGCGUUGACAAGGUAGGACGGCCGAUUUGUAUGGUGAGAGUCCGGAUGCACAGGCAAGGGGAGCAGUGCGAAGAAAGUCUCGAGAAGUACACCGUCUUCUUGAUUGAGACUGCACGAAUGGUCCUGGCUCCUCCUGUGGACACUGCUACGAUUGUGUUUGACAUGACCAGUUUCUCAAUGGCCAAUAUGGACUAUACCCCAGUCAAAUUCAUGAUCAAAUGUUUUGAGGCCAACUAUCCGGAGUCCCUUGGUGCUGUUCUGGUGCACCGGGCUCCCUGGGUGUUUCAAGGUAUCUGGAAGAUCAUCAAGGGCUGGCUGGACCCAGUAGUAGCCAGCAAGGUGCACUUCACCAACAACGUAAAAGAAAUGGAGGAGUUCAUUCCUCCGAGCCAUAUACUGAAAGAGCUUGAUGGCCAGGAAGAUUGGGAUUACAAAUAUGUUGAACCGGUCGCUGGUGAGAACGACAAGAUGAAGGAUACAGCCGCACGGGAUGCUCUUCUGGCCGGGAGAGAAGACCUCAUUCAACAGUAUGAAGAGGCCACCCUGCAAUGGAUUAAGGAAGCUGGAACAGACAACGAGGCGUCCAUUAAGAAGCAGAGAGAAGAACUUGCACAAAAGCUAAGGGACGACUACUGGAAGCUGGACCCUUACCUGCGUGCCAAGUGCGUGUUGGACCGGACAGGUGUCAUCAACGAAGGCGGCAAGAUCGACUUCUACCCAAAGACAGUUGCUGCGGGGCAGACAAACGGUGCGCCCAAAGUUGAGACCUCGGCCGACGAUGUAGACUAG